Triticum urartu is the source of this 1201-nucleotide messenger RNA. NCBI's taxonomy places the organism in Eukaryota, Viridiplantae, Streptophyta, Magnoliopsida, Poales, Poaceae. The record is from RefSeq and is a predicted model, not a curated record.
AUGCAUCUUGAAUCCAUUGACAAUGACCUCUGGUAUGUCGUCAAGACUGGCGUUCCCAAAGUUGGUGAAGGCGCCGCCGCUGCUGAUGUCAAGAGGUUCGCGCAACUAGACUCAAUUGCCAAGAACAUCAUGUAUGGUCAUCUAACAAAAGGGAAGUAUGACCGUAGGAAUGACAAUGAGAAUGUUUAUCUCAUUUUCAACCGCCUCACUGAUAUCACAAAUAAGCUUCGUGCACUUGGCACCACUGAGAUCACCAAGCACGAAGUCGUGAAGAAGCUAUUGAGAUCGCUUGACAGCUCAUUUGACACACUGGAAAUGGAUUCAAAGGAGGAGUCUGCUUUUGAGGAGGCAAAGGUGGAGUCUGUGGAGGAGUCUGAUUUAGGCGUGGCAAGCGUGGCUCUAGCUUCGGCAUUCGUCGCCAAGUCCAUCUUCAACACUGAAGACAAUGGUCACGACGCCGAUGCUGAAGCUACUAAGGACGAUGAUUCUACUCCCACCUACUGCUUCAUGGCAAGAGAAAACUUAAAAAAGGAAAAAACACCCCCCGGCGUCCCCACCUCCCGACCUCCACCAACCCCCGCGACCGCCCCAAUCCCCCGACGCCCACCAGCCCUGCGUGCCGCGCCGCCACCCCCUCCUUCUGGCGCCCCGUCGGCCCGCCUCCUCCGUCGUGCCGCCACCCCGCCUCCUCCUGGCGACCCCUCCCACACGGCGAGCUGGGCAAGCUCUUUCUUCUUUGAGCACGGCUGUUUCCAGCCGCCUUCAACAGCCGCGACCCGCUGGAUCCGAUGGAUGCUCACGUGUGGGAGCGAUGCUGCUCCGGCGGGCUCCUUCUUCCUCGAGCGUGGCAUGUCGAUAACAGUCUCCUUGUUCUCGUUCCCUCCUCCAUCCCCGAGCACGACUUCGACGAGCCCCGGUGAAGCGCCCCGCUGCCGACCAGGAUCCCCCACCAAAGGAUUGAGGAUAUUAAGAUUAUUUGGUGCUAUCAAAAAAAUGAGGAAACGCAAAGGGCUACAACCUCUUGCAUUCACGAUAAUGCUCCCGGUCCUUCUACUAUCGCUGGUGAAGAAAUGAUGGCCUCGAAUUAAGCAAAUCUUCAAUAAUUUGGUACCAAACAAUGUUUGCAAUGAUGCACUUUAUUAAACUAUUUGUUUUACAUGAUUUCCUCUCGUGAAAUAAUGAAAUUAUAUUUUGUUUUUAA